Messenger RNA from Metarhizium brunneum ARSEF 3297, 1161 nucleotides. RefSeq lists its product as uncharacterized. Lineage: Eukaryota; Fungi; Ascomycota; Sordariomycetes; Hypocreales; Clavicipitaceae. The record is from RefSeq and is a predicted model, not a curated record. Gene Ontology annotation, molecular function: pyrimidine nucleotide transmembrane transporter activity. Gene Ontology annotation, biological process: pyrimidine nucleotide import into mitochondrion. Gene Ontology annotation, cellular component: mitochondrion.
AUGGCCCAGCGGCAGCCUGCCGCAUUCGCGGUAGGCCAAGACGACCGAAAACCUUUCCAACACUCACAUGUCCCUGCCGAGCAUGCGGCGCUGAUCCAGUCCAGGGAAACGGGAGAUGUGAUUCCCGACGAUGCGCCAACAGGGAAGGUCAAGGCUUUGCCGUUUGCAAAGUCGUGGGUGCACAUGAUGGCGGGAGGUGUUGGGGGAAUGACCGCUGCGACCAUUACUGCCCCGCUUGACGUGCUCAAGACCAGGCUACAAUCCGAUAUUUACCAGGCGCAACUCCGAGCCGCUAGAAUGGCCAAAGGACAGGCCUUGGCGGGAUUGAAUCCAGCCAGAGCCGCCCUGUAUCAUCUUACCGACACCCUGGACAUCCUUGGCUCAGUAUAUCGCACUGAAGGCUCCAGAGCCCUCUUCAAAGGUCUAGGCCCCAAUCUGGUGGGCAUUGUGCCCGCAAGGAGCAUAAACUUCUUUGUCUAUGGUAACGGCAAGCGAAUCAUCUCCGAGUACUGGAAUCGUGGCGAGGAGGCUCCUUGGGUGCAUCUUUUAGCUGGCGUGGCAGCCGGUGUAGCGACGUCAACAGCGACAAACCCCAUCUGGAUGGUCAAGACCCGGUUGCAACUUGACAAGAACGUUUCGGAGCGCAGCGGUGGCGUCAUGCAGCGACAGUACCGUAAUAGCUACGACUGCGUGCGACAGAUCAUUCGCGACGAAGGCAUUCGCGGCCUGUACAAGGGAAUGAGCGCAAGCUACUUGGGGGUGGCCGAGUCUACGUUGCAGUGGAUGUUGUACGAGCAGAUGAAGGCAUCGUUGGCCAGACGAGAGGAGCGCAUCCAGCGCAGCGGGAGGGAAAAGACCUGGUGGGAUAACUCGGUGGACUGGACCGGCAAGGCUGGUGCCGCUGGCGGCGCAAAACUAAUUGCCGCCAUUUUGGCAUAUCCUCACGAGGUCGCCCGAACCCGACUGCGACAGGCCCCGAUGGACAAUGGCCUUCCGAAAUACACCGGUUUGAUCCAGUGCUUCAAGCUGGUGUGGAAAGAAGAGGGCAUGAUUGGUCUGUACGGCGGUCUCACGCCUCAUCUGAUGCGAACAGUUCCGAGUGCAGCCAUCAUGUUUGGCAUGUACGAGGGCAUCCUCCGACUUUUUAAUACCCCUGCAUAG